This is a messenger RNA of Manihot esculenta (cassava), 1118 nucleotides long. Its product is annotated as endochitinase. The coding region runs from base 27 to 1004 and encodes 325 amino acids. The record is from RefSeq and is a predicted model, not a curated record. The transcript has 3 exons. Lineage: Eukaryota; Viridiplantae; Streptophyta; Magnoliopsida; Malpighiales; Euphorbiaceae. Gene Ontology annotation, biological process: carbohydrate metabolic process; cell wall macromolecule catabolic process; chitin catabolic process. Gene Ontology annotation, molecular function: chitin binding; chitinase activity.
UCUAACUACGAAGAUCAUAUAUAGACAUGAAGGCUUUUACCUUUAUAAUUUCUUCUCUUCUGUUAAUUUCCUUUUUGCUGGGUACUUCAGCUGAGCAAUGCGGAAGUCAAGCUGGAGGUGCUGUGUGUCCUGGAGGCCUAUGUUGUAGCAAAUAUGGCUGGUGUGGUAGUACAACUGAGUACUGUUGUGAUGGCUGUCAAAGCCAAUGUCGCCCUAAUAUAUGCGGUGGUGGAGGUGGCGGCGGAGAUCUAGGUAGAAUCAUCUCAAAAGCAACAUUUGAGCAGAUGCUUAAACAUAGAAAUGAUCCUGCUUGUCCUGCUCGUGGAUUUUACACUUAUGAGGCUUUCAUCACAGCAGCUAAAGCUUUUCCUGGCUUUGGAACCACUGGGGAUGAUGCUACACGUAAAAGAGAGAUUGCUGCAUUCUUGGGACAGACAUCUCAUGAAACUACAGGAGGGUGGCCAACUGCACCAGAUGGACCAUAUGCUUGGGGAUAUUGCUUUGUCAGGGAACGAACUCCAUCAGACUAUUGUUCUCCAAGUGCCACUUAUCCUUGUGCUCCUGGGAAGCAGUAUUAUGGUAGAGGUCCCAUUCAACUUUCAUGGAAUUACAAUUAUGGGCAGUGUGGUAAUGCCAUAGGCGUAGGCCUAUUGAACAAUCCAGAUCUAGUGGCGACAGAUCCAGUCAUUUCCUUCAAGACAGCAAUCUGGUUCUGGAUGACUCCACAGUCUCCAAAGCCCUCCUGCCACAAUGUCAUCAUCGGAAAAUGGUCACCCACCCCUGCUGAUUCGGCGGCAGGAAGAGUUCCAGGUUAUGGCGUGAUAACAAACAUCAUCAAUGGUGGUAUUGAAUGUGGUAAAGGCCCAAAUGAACAGAAUAAAGAUCGCAUUGGAUUUUAUAAGAGAUAUUGUGAUAUAUUUGGAGUUAGCUAUGGUAGCAACCUUGAUUGCUACAACCAAAGGCCGUUUGGAAAUGGGCUUUUGAACUUGGUAAAUUCUAUGUAAUCAGUUGUUUCCAUGUAAUAUUGGAAAGAAUAAACUAAAUAAAAUAUGUGUCGUGUCCUUUGAGUGCAUACUUAUGCACUUUUAUUAAUAAUAAUAUAAUCUUAAUUUUCACUA